This is a messenger RNA of Coregonus clupeaformis (lake whitefish), 1444 nucleotides long. RefSeq names its product NADH:ubiquinone oxidoreductase core subunit S8a (gene ndufs8a). The record is from RefSeq and is a predicted model, not a curated record. The transcript has 7 exons. Gene Ontology annotation, molecular function: NADH dehydrogenase activity; 4 iron, 4 sulfur cluster binding. Gene Ontology annotation, cellular component: membrane. NCBI's taxonomy places the organism in Eukaryota, Metazoa, Chordata, Actinopteri, Salmoniformes, Salmonidae. Bases 67 to 699 code for a protein of 210 amino acids. Gene Ontology annotation, biological process: mitochondrial respiratory chain complex I assembly; mitochondrial electron transport, NADH to ubiquinone.
GCCCACGCAAAUUGCACUUCCCAAAUCGUCCGCUGUUCUGGUUUAGAAGGCCAAAUAGCGACAGGCAUGUCUGCGGCGUUGCGUGUACUAUAUUCCGUAUCCCGGCCAGGCACCUUUGCGGCUGGACACAUUCUGGUGCGUCCAAUCAGUCUGUCAGCCCAGAGAGAGGGAUUCAAGUAUGUGAAUGCUCAGGAUCUGCCCACAGACAUGAAGUCCAUAACAGACCGAGCCGCUCAGACUCUGCUGUGGACGGAGCUCUUCAGAGGAUUGGGCAUGACCAUGAGCUACCUGUUCAGAGAGCCGGCCACUAUAAACUACCCGUUUGAGAAGGGGCCCCUGUCGCCACGUUUCCGCGGUGAGCACGCCCUGCGCAGGUACCCCUCUGGAGAGGAGCGCUGCAUCGCCUGCAAGCUGUGUGAAGCCAUCUGCCCCGCCCAGGCCAUCACCAUCGAGGCAGAGCCCCGUUCGGACGGCAGCAGGAGGACGACGCGCUACGACAUCGACAUGACCAAAUGUAUUUACUGUGGCUUCUGCCAGGAGGCCUGUCCUGUUGACGCCAUCGUGGAGGGCCCCAACUUUGAGUUUUCCACAGAGACCCAUGAGGAGCUGCUCUACAACAAAGAGAAACUGCUCAACAACGGAGACAAGUGGGAGGCCGAGAUCGCUGCCAACAUACAAGCUGAUUACCUCUAUCGAUAGACAGGCUGGCUGACGCGCGCACAUACACACCCACACCGACCGACUGACCAUACUCUGCUGAUAACCAUAAAACACACAGAUUCGGUAUGACAGACUGACACACACAUUGUAUAGAUAUCCGUCAGCCUCUUUGACACAGACACACAUCCAUCCAUACUGUACAGUUGAUCCAGAUCAGUGGUUCACACCGAGACCUGUUUCCAGAGAUCCAGACAGAAACGUUUAUCUAUACUGCAUAGAUAUUGAAUGGGACUUGGAUGAAUGGGACAAAUAAACAGCAGGAAGCCACAGCUCUCCAGAACCAGGUCUGUGUGGACCACUGUCAUAAUAAGCUCAGCUUACCCACAGAGAGAAGCACCCUCAGACUCCUGUACCGGCAGCCAGCCCACAGAUGCCUAUCCUGGGCCACAUUCAAUAGGAAUACGUUGUGGAAAGUUGCAUAAAGAAAUGACAUGAAUAGAGUUGACAUGAUUAUUUAUUCUACUUGUCAGAGGCAUGUUUGUUCUACAUACCAUAUUUCUAUCUGAACGUUCCACAACGCUGUGCCCUGGUGAACGCACCCGUGAUGUCUCUAUGCUCAACAGUACUGUCUAUCUGAUAUGAGGUAAGAUAUUGUCCCUAACCAAACAAAUCUUUCCAUGUGUUAGUGGUUAGGGACAACUACCUACUUUGUGUCCCAAAUGGCACCCUAUUUCCUAUAUAGUGCACUACUUUUGACCAGGGCCGACAAGACUGGUCAAAAGUA